This is a messenger RNA of Schizophyllum commune H4-8, 1438 nucleotides long. RefSeq names its product Pkinase-domain-containing protein. Gene Ontology annotation, molecular function: RNA polymerase II CTD heptapeptide repeat kinase activity; ATP binding; cyclin-dependent protein serine/threonine kinase activity. The record is from RefSeq and is a predicted model, not a curated record. Gene Ontology annotation, cellular component: cytoplasm; transcription factor TFIIH holo complex; transcription factor TFIIK complex. The coding region runs from base 52 to 1179 and encodes 375 amino acids. Gene Ontology annotation, biological process: protein phosphorylation; positive regulation of transcription by RNA polymerase II. NCBI's taxonomy places the organism in Eukaryota, Fungi, Basidiomycota, Agaricomycetes, Agaricales, Schizophyllaceae. The transcript has 7 exons.
UGACGCUCGUGUACAUUUACUUCACGAACAAACGGCCUCAGCGUAUAUACCAUGGACGCAGUCGAACGCGAAAACGAGGCGCGCCAGAAGAGAUGGAUCAAGGACAAGAAGGUCGGGGAGGGUAUGUACGCCGUGGUAUACCAAGGACGAGAAGCGGCUAGUAAAAGACGAUGCGCCAUAAAGAAGAUUAAGGUCGGACAAUUCAAAGACGGCCUGGACAUGUCCGCCAUACGCGAAGUGAAGUACUUGCGCGAGCUGAAACACGUCAAUGUUAUUGAGCUCUUGGACGUCUUCUCGUCAAAAUCGAAUUUGAACCUGGUCCUCGAGUUCCUCGACUCCGACCUCGAGAUGAUCAUCAAGGACCGUAAUCUGGUCUUCCUCCCAGCUGAUAUCAAGAGCUGGAUCGCUAUGACCUUCCGAGGCCUGGAGUACUGUCAUAGGAAUUGGAUCCUCCAUCGCGAUCUGAAGCCCAACAACUUGCUCAUCGCCUCCGAUGGACAGCUCAAACUUGCCGAUUUCGGUCUCGCGCGCGACUUCGCCGACCCCGGGCACAGAAUGACCUGCCAGGUCAUCACUCGCUGGUAUCGCCCACCCGAGCUGCUCUUUGGUGCGCGCUACUAUAGCAGUGCGGUGGAUAUCUGGUCGGUGGGGUGCAUCUUCGCAGAGUUGAUGUUGCGGAUACCGUACCUCCCUGGCGAGAGCGAUAUGGACCAGAUAAAGACGAUUUUCCGCGCGCUGGGCACGCCGACGGAGCAAGAGUGGCCGGGACACACGAAACUGCCAGAUUAUGUUCCAGUGGGCCAGUUCCCGAAGCCACCGAUGCGUGACCUGUUCACCGCCGCGAGCGGUGACGCGAUCAACUUGCUGGCGAGAUGCCUCACAUAUGAGCCUCGAAAACGGAUUAGUGCACGAGAGGCCCUAUUCCACCCAUACUUUACCGCACUACCCAACCCUACGCAUCCAUCCGCUCUGCCCAAGACGGAGGCGCAGCUCACCGCCCUGAAGGCAUUGGAGGAGGCAGAGGGGAAUGUGGAAAUGGCGUCGACAGGUCCUGGCGUGCGCGCGUUGCCACCCAACAGGCUGAAGCGCAAGCUGUCAACGGCGACGGACGAGGCCAAGAACCGUGCUAUCGCGCGGAAGUUGGAUUUCUCGAAGGCACCGCCUACGAGCUCACCUUGAAAUCUUUGUACUCAUCGAGUGCAAUACAGACUGGCGAGUCGACAAGGUCGACAUGGAUGGUUGGACCGCGAAGGAACGCUUGGAUGCACGGGCGCAUCCGCCGUCCCAACCUCACGAGUAAGGGGUAGUUUGAAAUUACAUGUAGCGACAGUGCUUCAAGGAGAAUAUAUAUAUUCGAGGAAAAGCCGAUGCAAACAUUGCUCGUACAAAGUUCCCAAGUGUACAGACAUGCAGAUAACAGUUGGUAGCUCAUUCUCAA